Ilex paraguariensis (yerba mate) is the source of this 987-nucleotide messenger RNA. NCBI's taxonomy places the organism in Eukaryota, Viridiplantae, Streptophyta, Magnoliopsida, Aquifoliales, Aquifoliaceae. The record is from the annotation of a GenBank genome assembly.
AUGAAGAUGACAAACUACUUCACUGGCUAUUCUUGGCUUGUGACUUUAUCCAUGUUCUGUUUGAUUGCCAGUUCCCAGCUAACUACUGAUUUCUACUUGUCCACAUGCCCAAAUCUUCUCAGAAUCGUACGAAGAGAGGUCCAAAAUGCAAUUAAGUUUGAGAUGAGAAUUGCCGCUUCUUUGAUUCGGCUUCACUUCCAUGACUGCUUUGUCAACGGUUGUGAGGCAUCCAUUUUGUUGGAUGGAAACGAUGGCGAAAAGUUUGCCUUCCCUAACGUGAACUCGGCAAGAGGAUUCGAAGUUGUUGACAAUAUAAAAACUGCCGUGGAGAGCGCAUGUAGCGGCAUAGUAUCAUGUGCCGACAUACUAGCGGUUGCUGCCCGUGAUUCAGUGGUUUUAAGUGGAGGACCUUCUUGGACAGUGGUACUAGGAAGAAGGGAUGGGCUUGUUGCAAACCAAACAGGAGCUAAUAAUGGGCUUCCUUCUCCUUUUGAGCCUAUCAGUAAUAUCACUGCCAAGUUCGUCGCCGUUGGCCUCAACCUCACAGAUGUCGUCGCCUUAUCAGGUGCUCAUACAAUUGGACAAGCAAGGUGUGCUCUCUUCAGCAACAGGUUGUUCAACUUUUCAGGAAAAGGUGUUCCAGACAGUACAAUGGAGACCAACAUGUUUUCUGAUCUGCAGAAGCUCUGCCCCCCGACCGAUGAUGGAAACAAGACGGCGCCUCUCGACCGGAACUCCAUAGACCUAUUUGACAACCAUUACUUCAAGAACUUGCUCAAUGGAAAGGGUCUUCUCUCAUCUGACCAAAUUCUAUUUUCCAGUGAUGAGGCUUUAUCGACGACUAAGAGUUUUGUGCAACGCUAUAGUGAUGAUUCGAAGCUUUUCUUCGAUGACUUUGUUAAUUCCAUGAUCAAGAUGGGUAACAUAAGUCCGUUAACUGGAUCAAGUGGACAGAUUCGGAAGAACUGCAGGGUCAUCAACUCAUAG